Molecule: messenger RNA, 1173 nt
Organism: Chroicocephalus ridibundus (black-headed gull)
Lineage: Eukaryota; Metazoa; Chordata; Aves; Charadriiformes; Laridae
Gene: RMDN1
Product: regulator of microtubule dynamics 1
Exons: 10
Coding region: 77-1015 (312 amino acids)
Cellular component (GO): cytoplasm; mitochondrion; mitotic spindle pole
Molecular function (GO): microtubule binding
Source: RefSeq, a predicted model, not a curated record
UUCCUCCGCUGGCGGGGGCGGGGGGGUGGUGCUGGCGGCAGCGGCGCUCGGCGGGGGUGGCGGCCGCUCGGUGUGGAUGGCGGCGGUCAUGGCGGCGGCGUUGGUGCUGGCGCGGCCCUUCCGUCGCGGCCCCGCCUGCCUGAGGAGGCCGCUCCGGCGGGAGGCGGGGGGCACCACGGGCGGCCCAUGGGGCCGGGGCGUGCCCGGCGGCCGCGAGGUGCUUAGAAAAAACCUUCAGAGGGGGGUUGCGCUUUCAACAGGGUCCGUUUUGAUUUAUGAAGCUCACAAGCUGAUUUCUGGCUUUGCUGAGGUUCAUGCAAGCUUCAAAGUGGAAGAAGUUAUAGAGCAAGCAGACUACCUGUACGGGAGUGGAGAAACUGAAAAGCUGUAUCGGUUGCUGGUUCAGCAUAAAAAUAGUGAUGACGCGGAGUUGUUAUGGCGGCUGGCGCGGGCAUCACGAGAUCUAGCUCAGCUUAGUAGUACUUCUGCAGAGGAGAAAAGACAACUGGCGUACGAAGCCCUUGAGUGCGCAAAAAAGGCGCUUGAAAAAAAUGAAUCAAACUUUGCAGCACACAAGUGGUAUGGAAUUUGCCUCAGUGAUGUUGGAGAUUUUGAAGGAAUCAAGACUAAAAUUGGAAAUGCCAUUGUUAUCAAAGAGCACUUUCAGAGAGCCGUUGAACUGAAUCCAAAAGAUGCUACAACAAUUCAUCUUAUAGGCAUAUGGUGUUACUCCUUUGCUGAAAUGCCAUGGUACCAAAGAAAAAUAGCUGCGACGCUAUUUGCCACACCACCAACCUCCACAUUUCAAGAGGCUCUUCGUUACUUCCACAUGGCAGAGGAAGCUGACCCAAAUUUCUACAGCAAAAAUUUGCUCUAUUUGGGGAAGACGUACUUGAAGUUAAACAAUAAAAAGAUGGCUCUUCUGUGGUUAAGCAAAGCGAAGGAGUAUCCUGCACAUACAGAAGAGGACAAACAGGUACAGAAAGAAGCUUUGGAGCUGCUUAAUUCUAUAUAAUAGGAAACAAGAUAAUGGGAAUUCAGUGCCUCAGGACUGAGCAGCAUAGGAAAAGGCCCCAAAUACUACUUUGGUUUCUUGAAGCUGUUAAUAAAAGUAAAGCCUAAACCCACUCUCUCCAUCUUGUUCAAUUAAACUGCCAACUAGAAGAUCUGUUU